AUGCCGCGACCAAGGAAUAAGGCUCCCAGUGAGCCACCAGCUCGGGAGGAGACACUAGAUGUCGAGAUGGACGGGGCCCAAGUGCUGAAGUUCAACGAGCCGCUCACAUGGCGCCCUGGGAAACCUAUAGUCGUCACCGAGCUAUUGCGCCGCCUGAAAGCACUGUCCGAAGAGCUGGCACCCAUGCAACAAGAAGACGCCGACAGAGAAACCCUCGUACCGAAAGCGCAAGAGCUCGCAAGCCCACAACUCCUGAGCCACAAGGACAAAGGCGUCAAGGCCUACGCUAUGCUCUGCAUCGUCGAGAUGUUCCGGCUGCUGGCCCCGAAUGCGCCGUACAAGAGCAGUCAGCUGAAGGAGAUCUUCGCGCUCUUCACUUCGACGAUUGUGCCUGCGCUCGCGAACCCGGGCGAUCCGUACAAUGAGCAGCACAAUGCGGUUCUGGCUUCGCUGACGACGGUGAAGAGUGUGGUGUUGGUCACGGAUAUUCCUGGCUCGGACCACAUACUGCUGAACCUGUUCACGAAUGCUUUCGACGUCCUGGCUGGAGGUGGGAAGAAUGGCAUGGGCGAGAAGCUGCCGAAGAAUCUGGAGUACCAUAUGACGAACAUGCUGUGUACGCUUGUGGACGAGUCAGAAGUUCUACCCACAGGAGUGGUGGAUGUUAUCCUGGCACAAUUCCUACGAGCAGAUCCGAGCGCGCUGUCGUCGGGCCAGAGGAAGGGCGAGGCGGUGGUCCCGGAACCGCCGCCUGCGUACAACAUGGCUCGCGCGGUAUGCAAUACUUGCUCUGAGAAGUUGGAGCGGCUUAUCGGACAGUACUUCAAUUCUGUUCUGGUGAAUCUUUCUGAGAUUGAGAGUGCGAAGGAUCGCAAGGGGAGAGGCAAGAAGAGAACGCACGACGAGUUCAGCGACGAUGAAUCCGACGACGGACUCCUGACUCCGCCGGCAGAGAGUGACAUGCACGAGGUCGAGAAAGCGCAUCGCCUGCUACGAGAGCUAUGGCGCUCAUGCCCAGACGUCAUUCAAAACAUUGUUCCUCAAAUCGAGAUCGAGAUCCAGACUGAGAGCGCAUGGAUUCGGACCAUGGCUGUACAGACUCUCGGCGACAUGAUCUCGGGCAUUGGCGCUGCUGGUCCCCCACCUGCUGCCACACUUGACCCUGCUGCGUACCCUUCACAGAGCCUGGAAGACGAUGCGCCGAGCCAACGGCAACAGAACCCACUACUCACUCCCAAUGCGCCACACGCCUUCUCGUCAGUCUACCCGAGCGCAUACCAGGCUUUCAUGGAUCGCUACAAAGACAAAGCUCCUACAGUCAGAAGUGCUUGGGCUACUGAGGCGGGCAGGAUUCUGCUCACCGCUGGGGGCGGCAAAGGCCUGGAUGAUACUCAGGAGAAGUCCAUACUGCUAUACUUCUCUAACACGCUCAUGGACUCAGACGAGAAGGUGCGACUGGCUGCUAUCAACACGCUAGCACAGUUCGACUUCGAUACCUUGGUUCAGAAGAUCGGCAGGUCUGGCAGCGUGGCGACUCCUGGCUCUGUGCUCGCUCAUCUUGCCGAUCGGAUCAAGGACCGCAAGCACACGGUGCGAUGCGCAGCGACCGAGCUACUGGCUCGGAUCUGGGGAGUUGCCGCUGGUGCUAUCGCUGAGGGUAACGAGAGGAUUCACAGCCUAGUCGGAGCGAUACCUUCCAAGAUAUUGGUUGCCUGGUACGUCAAUGACCAUGAGAUACAUGCGCUCAUCCAUCGGGUGAUGUACGACUACUUGCUGCCGGUCACGUACCCGCCAAUCAAGGCCAGACAACCGAGCACUGGCGACUCACAACGGGUCAACGACAGCCAGACCGGAUCGAGUGGCGCACUGGACCCAGAUGCUAUCCGUGCUGAGCGCAUCCUGGUAUUUGUGCGAGAUCUCGACGACCGAGCAAAGCGUGUCUUCUUUAGCCUGCUGAACAAGCGGUCAUACUACGAAGGCUAUGUAAACGCAUACCUCACGCUGUCCGAAGAGGCGUCAGCCAGCGGAGGGGAUGGUACCAAAGAGGCCAAAAAGAAGCUUGAUGUCGGUGUGGACAAGCUGGUCAGGUCUUUCGAUAUCAUCGCAGAUCCAACCACUGCUGCCGAGCAUCUGAAGAAGUUCGCGAAGCAUCAUGAUCGUCGGAGCUACCAGCUUAUCCGGUUCUGCUAUUCGGCAGAGAGCGACUACCGCAAGAUCUUCAAAGCGAUGAAGGAGCUGACCAAGAGGAUGGAGGAGGCGCCGACUGGAAUGGCAGUCGUCCUCGAUACACUGAUCGCGCUCGUGCGGUCUGCGGCCGUACUAGUGUACAACAAGAGCCAUGUUCCUGCGAUCGUGCGGAUCUCAAGGACAGAUGAGAAGGGCCUCGGAUCGGCUGCUCACGAGGUGCUGAAGGAGAUCUCGACGAGGGCGCCGGAUAUCUUCAAGGUUCAUGUCCAUGAGCUCUGCGAGACUCUCAAGAAACAGACUCCAUCAGAAGAUGUCGCCAUCGAUGAGCCAGUGGUCGAUACACUGAAGGCUUGCGCUGGCUUCGCGCGACGCUUCCCGGAGGGCAUGCCAAAAGAUCGCGAGUUCUACAAAGCCAUGGUGCAGUACAGCAUACGCGGCAUGCCUCCCAAGGCGGCGAAGCAUGCUGUGACUGUUAUCGUCUCCUCAGCCGACAAGAAGGAGAUGUACAUCAAAGACAUCCAGAAGGCCUGCAUCAAGGGGUUCAAAUAUGGCGAGGCAGGCUUCCUUUCGAAGCUUGCCAGCAUCAGCCAGCUUCGACUUCUCGCCAACCAGGAGAGUGAGGACCACACGGAAGCUAUCAUGGAGAUGGCCAUCGGUCAGGUCCUCGGCCAAGUGCGCGAAGCAGCAGAAGAAGGCGACCCUGCCUGGACUGAUGACAUUGACGACGACCUCGCCGCCAAGCUCUGGGCCCUUCGCAUCCUCGUCAAUGGCCUCCGCGGCUUUGACCCCUCUGUCUCAGAGGAUCCAACGAAAGCUCUGAAAGACGCCGCGACACCUGUCUAUAAGCUUCUCAAUACCCUCAUCCAAAACGACGGCGAGCUCUCGGAAUCUGCCUCCACUCCACCAAACCAGAAAGCCCACCUUCGCCUCGCCGCCGCCAUCCACCUCCUCAAGCUCUCCCGCUCCCGUACGCUUGACCCCUUGCUCUCCCAGCCGGACUUCAACCAGCUGUCCCGUAUCGCGCAGGACGAGUCACCGCACGUCCGAUCCGGCUUUGCUGCAGCGCUGAAGAAGUACCUCCAAGCCGGACAGCUAGGCCAUCGCUUCUACGGACUCGUGUUUCUGUACGCCUUCGAACCUGACAAGAGCGUGAAGGAGUCGACAGUCACCUGGCUCCGCAGCCGAGCAGCGAUGGCAGCGCGAGCGAGUCCAAAGGACACCGUGCUCGAAGCUGUGUUCCCGAGAUUCUUGGCCCUGCUGGCGCACCAUCAGGAUUUCAGCACUAGCGCCGAAGACUUGCAGGAUUUCGUGGAGUACGUUGUCUUCUACCUUCGCAAUGUGGCGACCCAGGCGAAUCUGCCGUUGGUGUACCACUAUGCGCAGCGGUUGAAGACGGUGGGGGAUGCCGUCGAUCCUGCAAAAAGCGAGAACUUGUAUGUGCUGAGCGAUAUCGCUGAGUCGGUCAUCAGGGUGUUCCAGGAUGUGCAGGGCUGGUCACUGCAGGUGAUGAGCGGGAGGGUUGGGUUACCGAGCGGUCUGUUCAGUAAAUUGCCUAGCCAUGCCGUGGCGCAAGAGAUUGCGGAGAAGAGGUAUAUUCCCGAUGAGCUGGCUGAGGGGCUGGAAGAUCUGGUGAAGGGGCUGUUGAGGAGUAAGAAGAGGAAGGCGGACGGGAUUGGCAACCAGGCGGCUAAGAAGCAGAAGUCUGGUGCUAAGGAUGUGAAGGAGAAGAAGCCUGCCGCUAAAAAGCAGACCAAAGCCAAAGCGGCGAAGACGCCGAAGCGGACGUUAGAGGACCCCAUACCGAGUUCAGAGAGGCGGAAGAGCACGAGGCACAGUGGAGCGAAGAAUUACGCGGAGGAGGAUGACAGUGAGGACGAUGAGGAGUUGGAGCAGUGGCAGGAGGCUGCUGAUCCCGAGGAAGAUGCCGAAGAAGGCGCAGAUGCGGAAGACGAUGUUAUGGAGGUCGAUGGAGAGGCGAACAAGGAGAACGUCAGCGAAUCGACGCCGCCGACUAGCGACCCACCUCCCGCGGCUCCAGAGAGUGAUGAGAGGACUGCGAAGGGGAGAGCGAAAAAAGGGAGGCAAGGUACCGAUGAGACGAUGAAGAGUUCUACGACGAAGGGCUCGACGCCACGGAAGGCUGCGCCGAAGAAGGCUGCGGCGAAAUCUAAGGCUGCGGCAAAGCCCGCGAGGUCUACGCGGGCGACAAGGGGCCGGGAGAGGGAUGUUAUGAGCAUCCCGAGUGACAGCGAGUGA
This is a messenger RNA of Saxophila tyrrhenica, 4443 nucleotides long. It is a transcript of the gene PDS5, whose product is annotated as Sister chromatid cohesion protein pds5. The transcript has a single exon. Lineage: Eukaryota; Fungi; Ascomycota; Dothideomycetes; Mycosphaerellales; Extremaceae. The coding region runs from base 1 to 4443 and encodes 1480 amino acids. Gene Ontology annotation, cellular component: nucleus; chromatin. Gene Ontology annotation, biological process: mitotic sister chromatid cohesion; DNA repair. The record is from RefSeq and is a predicted model, not a curated record.